Drosophila hydei is the source of this 905-nucleotide messenger RNA. RefSeq lists its product as uncharacterized. The transcript has 5 exons. Gene Ontology annotation, cellular component: lysosomal membrane. Lineage: Eukaryota; Metazoa; Arthropoda; Insecta; Diptera; Drosophilidae. The record is from RefSeq and is a predicted model, not a curated record. Bases 94 to 747 code for a protein of 217 amino acids.
UUAUCGAUAGGCGAUAGAAGAUAUUUUGUGUCGCUGCAAAUAUUGCAUUAUUUUUCUGUGAAAAUAAGAAAAAUUUCAUUGAAGCAGAAAUUAAUGGCACAUAAGCGCUUAUUCAUCUACGCUGUAUUAUUAGCGAUAUGUUAUUUAGUUGGCGUGACAUGGGCUGAGACAGCAACGCAAACACUGCCCAGUAGCAGUAGUAACAACAGCAACAGCGCUAACAAUAAUGUCAGUCCACCAAAUUCGCCUGCCAAAUCGCCAGCGGUUUCGCCAGCACCAACAAUUGCAACGCUGAAAACUAUAAGCAGCACAGUAACGAGCACCAAUACAAGCAGCAGUUCACAUGAAUGUACCUGUGCCGGAGCUCUAGUGCCACAAUUGGAUGCCAAUGGCAAGGAGCUUCCCACGUGCGAGAAAUGUAAAUGCUCAUCUGUCGGACGCAAUUCCACACUAAUAAAGGUGGUCGUCAUCAUUGUGAUUUGGAUAAUAUCCAUAUUAGUGAUAUAUAUGCUCUUCCUUAUGUGCUUGGAUCCGCUGUUAAAUAAACGCGUCAAGGCGAACAACUAUCAGGAGCACACCAAUGAAGAUGACGAACCAGCACCGCCUCUGCCAGCUAGCGCCAACAAUCAAGAGCUGAGUGCUCGAGCCAAUGUUCUCAAUCGCGUUGGCCAUCAGCAGGACAAAUGGAAACGCCAAGUGCGUGAGCAAAGGCGUCAUAUCUACGAUCGGCAUACCAUGUUAAAUUGAUUGCCCAACAGAAGCCGUAGGCGUUGGCGACUUAAAGACACAUGUUGUAUUCCUGCAGCAAUUAUUAACAAUUAUUGUUUGAAUUUGUCUCUCAUUGGAUCAAAAUUAAUUUAAAUAUUAUUUAGCAACAUUUUAUAUAGUUUAAAUAAAAUAACAUA